AUGCCUGGACAGCUUUCCCUGGUAAAAACCUUCCUGCUAGCCGCCUGGGUCGAGGCAAUCGUCUAUGGAUUCCUUUGCUGCAUCUUUGGAGCAACGAUGUUUGUGUAUUUCUCUCCGAAGUACAGUCGUGUUGGUACGAAGCGUGAUAUACACACAACUAGUAUGAUAAUGGUCUCUGGAGUGAUGUUCUUUAUGGCCACGUUCCACCUUGCAAUGAAUGGAUUCCGACUCAUUCGUGGAUAUGCCGAUUUCCGUGAUGCUGAUGGCGGACCCGUUGCAUACAUUGGCAAUCUCAGGCGGUGGGAUCAUAUUUUAAAGGAUACCAUAUAUGCCACCCAAGAGAAUCUAGGAAGUGCAGCGGCGAUAUACAGAACAUGGACCUUGUGGUCUUAUAACUGGAAGAUCAUUGUGUUGCCGUCUAUAAUGUUGAUGAUAAAUAUUGUGGCAGGAUACAUUGUAUGUGGAACAUACAGCUCUGUCGACCCCACAGCAACGGUUUUUCUUCCCCGCUUGAAUACCUGGAUCAAGAUAUUUUAUUCCAUGGCGGUGGCUCUUAACAUCAUUACCACUGGUCUUAUGGCAUGGCGUAUCUACAGCACGCAUAUGAAAUCGGCUAACUAUAAUGUUGGCCGAGGCAGACUUAUUUCCAUUCUACGAAUUCUCAUCGAAUCGGCUGCCCUCCAACUCAUAGUUGAGAUCGUUUUACUGGCAUUGUACUGCAGUGACAUCAAUGCACAGUAUAUCCUCUUAGAGAGCGUCACUUCUGUUGUGGCAAUCACAUUCAACACAAUCACACUCCGUAUCAAACUUGACACUUAUGCCGAAGACCACAAAUAUUCUCAAAAAAGCUCCGGACACCAGGUUCAGACGAUCGGAAGUAUUCCAAUGAAACGCAUUCAAGUCAAUAUAAACCACGAAACUGUUGACAAUAACGAUGAUAGAAGCUUUAACUCACAUCUUGGAGACAGGGAAGCAGCUAUCGGGAAGGCCUGA
Molecule: messenger RNA, 993 nt
Organism: Psilocybe cubensis
Lineage: Eukaryota; Fungi; Basidiomycota; Agaricomycetes; Agaricales; Agrocybaceae
Exons: 7
Coding region: 1-993 (330 amino acids)
Source: RefSeq, a predicted model, not a curated record